GUUAUCAUGGCAGUGUGCAGGACGGGGAGUCAGAUUACAAGAGAUGCUCCCGUCCUAUUUUGUACCGUUUUUAGUGUGUAGAUUAGUCGUAUAAUUAAUUGGGGCUUAGGUUUAAGAAAUGUUUUUAAAUCUGAUGCUGCAGUUUCAACCGCUGCUUGGAGCGAUCGAGGGUAAAGAACUUCAAACGAUACAGCCCCACCGUCUGAUUUCCCCUCUCGCGGGGGGACCGUCGUCGCUUUGACCGUGCCAAGCCCCGGCACGGCCCGUGUCCGUCAUCGCUUCUAAACACUCGAUUGUUCAUCAUGGAUUUCAUUUAUUAACAGUUUUAGGUGAAUAGUCAUUUUGACUAGCUAGUUAACUUCAUAAAAUUUUGCUAGGGACACAACGGUUUUACUGAAAACGGAUCCGAUCAAGUGCAGAGCCUGCAGCCUAACGCCGUUUCCCAAACUGUCGCUGACCGGCUUCCCCGUGUUUGGACUGAUCAAACAAGAUGAAAGUUAAAAAUGUCGUUCUGCAAGAACGUUAAACACAGAAAUGGCUUCUGAAGUCAAAAAAGAAAGUGUGGAUUGUGUUGCUGGGAGUCAGGAGCGUGAGUCUGCCAGUGUCAUUGAACCCACACGCGAGCAUGACAACAAGGAGGGUGAACAGGAGACUGCUGUGGAAACUACAGAGUCUGGAACAACAGAAGCUCCAGCAGGAACUUCUGCAAGGGUGCAGAGUUGUAGCAGCCCUAUGGUGCAGGCAUCUGUUAAAGUAGAGCCUGACUUAAGUUCAGUAAAGCUGGAAGUUGAGGGACAACCAAGUGCUGUUGAGACAAAGGUGGCAUCGGAAAAUGUAGCUGAAGACAACAUCAGUCAGGCAAUAGCUGCUGUGGCACAUGGGGCCGGAAAACUAAGAUCUGAAGGUCCAGAAGAGAUGACUGGUCUUACUGAAGACUAUUCGCUUCAGGGAGACGCUACCAUGCACUCAGAAUUUUUGGGCAUCUCCAGUCGAAGAGGACCUGGGCGACCUCGAAAAGAUGGAGUGGCUUCACCAAUUCCAAAGAGGAAGAAGAACAGGCCUCCUCGUAGGAGUCGUCAACUUGCAUCAGAAGCCAUGGCUCAAGAAUCCAAGUCGUCUGAUGCAGAGAUGGAUGAAGAUGUGGAGUCUGACAUGUAUUAUUACCCAGCAGAGCAAGAAGAGUCCAGCAUGUCAGAUUCAGCUGCUGGUGCCUUGGAGGAACCAGAAUGCUGUGGUAGGAUCUGUGCUUUCUGUAAUUGUGGAGAGAAGAGCCUUUUAGGUCAGGGGGAACUGUCUCGAUAUGAUCCUACCCCGGGAUUUAACCCAUUCAAGAGGGCUCAACAGCAGCAGAAACUACGAAGAGUAGAGGCUGACAGCUCAGAUAGAAACUCCAAAAAUGCACCGUGUCGUCGAUCAAGAGCACCAGGAACAAGGGAGAGAAGCAAGUCACCACGUCGCCUUGCUACUCACACAUCAGAGGAGGAGGGACGAAUCAUUCAGAUUGUUAACGAACUGAGUAGAGUAGGCUAUCAGGAGGACACAGAUGUCAAUCAGCUUUUUGAACCAUCAGGUCAUACACUUGCCCACCACUGCUGUGCAGCCUGGUCUGAGGGAGUAGUUCAGAUAGAGGAUUUCACUCUACAAUGUGUGGACAGAGCCGUCUUUGCUGGUUAUCUUCAAAAAUGUAAUUAUUGUCAUCGCUAUGGUGCUACUAUAUCAUGUCGGAUUCCAAAGUGCAAUAAGAAAUAUCACUAUCCAUGUGCAUCAGGAGGAGGUUGUUUUCAGGAUAUCAAGACAAUGUCUUUGUUGUGUCCAGACCACACAGAACAAGCAGAAACCAUUGCUGGUCAAGAGGCUUAUUGUGUUGUGUGUGAGACACCGGGUAAUAUUAUAGAGCAGCUCUUCUGUACUAGCUGUGGUCAACAUUACCAUGGUAGCUGUCUUCAUCCCAAUGUAGAGGUCAAUCCAGUGGUUAGAGCUGGCUGGCAGUGCCCUGACUGUAAAAUCUGUCAAACUUGCAGGCAACCUGGUGAUGACAGCAAGAUGUUGGUGUGUGAUACCUGUGAUAAGGGAUAUCAUACCUUCUGUCUCAAGCCUGUUAUGACAACUAUUCCAAAGAAUGGCUGGAAGUGUAAGAACUGCCGUGUGUGUGGGGAUUGUGGAGCUCGAACCCCAGGGAAUGGUCCCAGCUCAAGGUGGCACCUCAACUACUCUGUGUGUGAUAGCUGUUACCAGCAGAGAAACAAAGGUCUUUCAUGUCCACUGUGCGGCAAGGCUUACAGACACUUUACACAGAAGGCCAUGGUCCAGUGCAACCUUUGUAGAAAAUAUGUUCAUGCUGACUGUGAUGAGAGUGUGGAUAGCAGCGUGUUGAAGAAAUUGAAGGAUAAUGAAGGUGCCGUGGAAUACAUGUGCCCCUCCUGCAAAAAACAUGGCUAUCCGGGUGAUGUAGGGAGUUUCAUACCUGUGGCAGAGGAUUCCUUUGAUGAGAUUAGCAAAGAUGGAGAGAGUUCAGUGAAGGAUGACAGUUACUUGUUAGAUGACCCUUUGCCAGAUUCUCAUGAAUCUCUUCUACUGAAUGAAGACUCCUUGUCCAGCAUGGACAUUGAUAUGGUGGCUAUUGAUAAGGAAUCUCAUCAGUUUUCUGAGGGUUUUCGGUUGGGCUCGCAUGCCUCCUUCCACAUGUCAGGUGUGAAGGGUGUGAAGGAGGCAUUUUUGGGCCCAGGAAAGGGAAAGCCAGGGGCUGUGGCCAGGAAGAGGAUGGGAGCAGGCAGGCCAAAGGGUCGUCACUUAGCUGCAGAAAAACGACGACAGAGGCCAUCAUUUGCUGAUAAGAGGAGGGGCCCAAAAGCUAAAGUCAAAUCUGGACAGAUGAGAGAAGCUUCAUCGAACAGUGAAUCGAAAGAUGACAAAGGGGAUGACCAUCCCUCCACUAUUGUGAUUGCCAGCUCUAAGGACAACUUCACUCUGGAUCAGGAUAUGUGUAAAAGUUGUGGAAGCUAUGGGAAUGGCGACGAGGGCCGACUAAUAGCCUGUACGCAGUGUGGCCAGUGUUACCACCCGUAUUGUGUCAGCAUUAAGGUAACCAAAGUGAUGUUACAGAAAGGCUGGCGUUGUUUAGACUGCACCGUGUGUGAGGGCUGUGGCAAACCCCAUGAUGAAGGGAGACUACUGUUAUGUGAUGAUUGUGACAUCAGCUAUCAUACCUACUGUCUCAAUCCCCCACUGGAUCAUGUGCCCAAAGGGACUUGGAAGUGUAAAUGGUGUGUGUGCUGUGUGAACUGUGCUGCUACCACCCCAGGGUUUGGCUGUCAGUGGCAGAACAACUACACUCAGUGUGGAGCCUGUCACAGUAAGACUACCUGUCCUGUAUGCAGGAAAGCUUACAAAGAAGAGGAGUUGAUCAUACAGUGUGUGCAGUGUGAUCGAUGGCUACAUGCUCUUUGUGAUGGACUGAAAAGUGAAGAAGAUGCGGAGAGAGCAGCUGACUUUGGUUAUCACUGUUACUUUUGCAGACCCAAAACUGGUCAUCCUGGGCCUUUACCACCACCGCCUCCUCCACCCCCUUUACCGCCACCAGAGGAGAAGAUUGAGAAGCCACCCACCCCACCCCCACCCCCAGUUCCUCCAUUACCGCCCCCAUAUGUACCCAAAGAGCCAGAAUCCCCCAAACAUUUCCUAAUGGAUGGAGUGUAUGUCUCUGCCUCGGGCAGGGAUCAGAUACAGAGUCAGAUGGUUGUCAUGGAGAAGAAAAAAUCACGUAAUCGAGCAAAGAAGGUGGAGCCAACAGUCAAGCAUCCUCACAUGGCCCGCCUUCUCUCUCUGAGUGACAAGUCUCUGGAUGGGGAUGACCAAGAUGACAAAACAGGUGUUGUGACGGCCAUGGAUACUGGGGAGAUCCCUGACGUAACUGGCACAGAGAAGACCCUGAAGUGUGAGGGUGUGCCAAGUGGACUCUCAGAGGAUAGCAUGUCAAAACCUGAUGGCAUCACACCUGAUAUUGAUAGUACUGUAGGCGUCAUUGGUGGAUCUCCACCUGUGGAUGGCACACCUGUUAAACAAGAGGAGAGUGGUGAAGGCGUAAAGAAAAAAAGAACUAGGAAGCCCCUGAAAGUUGGUGUUGGUGGAUUUAUUGUGCGGCAUCGCAAGUCCUUCAAGCGCCAGACUUCUGAGCAAGCUGAAGAAUCUUUUGAAGGGGAUGUUGGAGCCAGUGGAAAUGCUAAGACUGAAGGUGAUAGACCAACUACAGGGGACGCUGUUACAGCAGAGGCCUCCAAAGAUAAACCAAAGAAAAAGCGACGGGGAAAGAAAAAGCUGCCUUUGGAAGAAAAUUACCCCAUGUACUUGCAGGAGGCAUUCUUUGGGAAGUCUUUACUGGAUGUAAGUAAAGAGAACACAGCAGGCCCCACGAUGGAGAUAGAGAAGGAUCUGUCAAGAAGCCCCUCUCCACAACCCAUGACCAUUGAGGUGAAGAAUGACAGCGAGAUCAGUCUUAACAAGGAGCUCACGCCCCAGACUAAGGAGGCACCUCCUGCCCCUCCACCACCCCCACCUCCUGCUCCACCUGCAGUCAGUCAGAGUACAUCCAGUGCAGCUGAGCAUAACCAGUCAGGAGAACAGUCAGAGGACAGUCACCCAAUUGAUGUAGGAGACCUUAAAGAUAUCCUGCCAAGUGAUCUUCUCCCUCAUGAUGCCGAUUUCUUUGACAUUCUGGAACUGGCCAAGGAAUCAGGGAUACCAAUGGAAGAGGACCAGGGAGAAGGAGACCAAGGCCUGAAGUCCUCUGAAACCAAGGACAACAUAGAUAACCUGGCUCGCAUAUUAAGCCCAAGCCUGGAUGUCGUGAAGAACAUAGACGUGGAUAACAUGCUGUCCACAGGUGGCUUACCGCAUAUAGACAGUAAGACUGUGGAAGACUUGAUCAAAGGAGUUCUGGACCCUGACACUACAUCAGAACAUCAUCAACCAGCAGGAGAUGGUUCUUUCAAUGUUCCAAUGUCUGGACCAAGUGGUAUGCCUGGGCAUGGUGGUCACAUGCCUCCAAGAGUACCAGGGGCACCACAGGGGCCACCACCACCCCCUCAACCCCCUCAUCACCCAGGUAUGGGACUUGUGCCUCCUGGCCACCCAGGACAACUUCAGGGCCCCAGACCUCCAGCUGAUAUGUCAGGAAAUCAGGCUCUGCCAAUGCCACCAGCACCACCAUAUAACCAAGACUAUAGCCACCAGUUCAGCCCAAACUUUGCUGGACCUCAGCCAUCAGUAUGGCCUCCCAUGCUGUCUGAGUUUGAGGAUGGCCAGGAUGGUGGGAGUAGGAGGAGUGUCCUCAAGUGGGAAAAGGAUGAGCUAUUAGGAGAGUGGGCCACAGUCUCUCCUGUUCUGUUUGCCAACCAGGUUCACCCAGAACUCAAGGUGGAAUUUCCAGACUGGCCUGAAAGGGCCAAACAGAUUGCUAAGCUGUGGCGUAAGCUGAGCCCUCAGCAGAAAGCCCCGUACCUGGCAAAAGCAAGAAAGAAUCGAACCAGCAACAGAAUAACUAAGGCACAAAAACAGAUCACUCAAGACCUGAAGAUGAGACAGGAUGGUAUUGUAGCCUCUGAUCAGAUGCCUCCCCCACCUCCUCCACCCAGGUUCCCAGAUAUCGGCUCCUUCACACAGCCUGCCUCACAGCUUCACAGUCCCAUGGAACAGGACCACGGUCAACACUUCAUGGGCUCCCAAAUGUCCCCACUGGCCUCUCCUCAACACCCUGGCUCUGGAGGAGAUGUUAUGCGUGGCCCUGGUCCAUCCGCUUCAGCCUCAGGUAUGCUUUCCCCUAGGCAAGGAAUGGGCAUUGAUAGUCAAGGUGUACCCUCCAGGCCUGGGCUGAUGAGACAAGGGUCCCAAGGUUCAAUACAAAUAAGUCCAGGUGGUUUGGCUACUCGCCUGGCCCCUCAUCCUCUUCAUAUCAGCCCCCAGACAGGCUCUCAGCCUAUGGAGGACGACCCCUAUGCCUUCUCACCUGAAAGGUCUGAUAGUGGUCAGUUCCAGAGGUUACCCAGUCAUCCCCACUCUAUGGCCUCCCCAGUCCCCCGCCCUGCCUCUGAUCCAUUCAUUCAGUCCCCCUCUCAGCAGCCCAUGCAGGACAUGUUCUCACAGGCCCCAGGCACUCCUCAGCCAACGGCUUCUUCCACAGAUCCUUUUAGCCCGGGUAACAGAGUUCUGCCACCACCACAGUCCCCACUGGCGCGGCAGCCCAGUUCACAAGGUUAUGACCCGUAUGCUUUACCUCCAGGUACACCAAGGCCAGGGGAGUCAGGUCGGCCUACCCCGCCUCAGGAUCCCUUCAGUCGGCCACAGGUCACCUCCAAACAUCAUCAAGUGUUCUCUGGCCAUAGACCAGGAUUACCGCAGACAUCUACUGGAUCUUCUUCCAUCGCUAUGUCCCUACAGCAACCUCCACUGAGACAUGACGACCCGUAUGGCCAGCCACCUGGCACUCCCAGGCCUGGGGUAGAACAACCUUUAAUGUCGCCAGGCGGUCGUAUUAUCCGACCUCCACCUCCUCAAGACCCAUACUCGCAUCCACCUGGGACCCCCAGACCCCCCGUAGACCCAUAUGCUCAACCACCAGGAACACCCAGACCGCCUCAUGAUCCAUAUGCUCAUCCUCCGGGUACAUCAAGACCCCAGCAGCAGGACCCAUAUUCCCAUCCUCCAGGGACACCACGGCCACCACCACAGGACCCCUAUGCCCAUCCUCCAGGCACACCCAGGCCUCCAUCUCAAGACCCAUAUGCUCAUCCACCAGGAACCCCAAGGCCACCACCAGACUUCCUGAAGCACCAAAUGAGGCCAAACUUCCCUCAGCCAGGUCCCAGAGCACCAGGUCAUUUUCAUCACCCUGUGUCGUCAGGCCCUGGCAUUCGAUCCCCUCACGAGGUGUAUGGACAGCCCCCUACCUCAUCCCCGCAACACCCAGGUGGUGAUCCAUUUCUUAGGCCAGCAAGACCGAUGGGACCUCUGGACCCCUAUGCUCACCCACCACGCACCCCUGUUCCUGCAUCUGUAGCUGAACCAUACAGUAGCCAGCCUGGGACCCCAAGGCCUGGUGUCCUUGACAGAGGAAUGGAGUACAUGGUGGGUGGACGAGAUGAGCGACAACAAAAUCCAGCUAUGCUGCCUCAGUACCUCCACUAUGCCCGGAGACGGCAAACACUCUUUGCGCCGCAUGGAAUGUGGCCUUGCUCUAGUAGAUUCUCUCAUCACCACAUGUUGGGCACGGAAUUAGACCCUAACAAAAGGCAUCUGAGGGACAUGUUGAUUCAACAUACCAAGAACAGGCAGAUGAAGCGUAUUCAGGAAGAGAGCGAGAAGAUGUUACAGGAUGGUCAAGUCCCUCUCCAUCACUGGCCACCAGAGGGAGCCAGCUCUUCCCCAAUACAACAAGGUAUGCACCCACCAGUGUUUGAUGAGAAGGAUGGUCGGCAGCAGACUUCCCCCAGUCAGUUUCGUCCUCGCGGCCCAGGGGCAGAUAGAUGGCAAGGGGGUGUGGUCAGACCUCCUCACCCAGGGCAGUUCCCUCCAGGUUAUGGACCCCGCGGGCCAUACCCAGACUCUGCAAUGAGAGGCCCAGGACAGGUGCGGCCUAUUCGUCCACCUGGCCCAGGUCAGAUGAUGUUUACUGGUCAAGGUGCCGGUUCUCCUGGGGGAAGAAUGCCUCCACUAAGUCCCAUGAGCCAGUCCUCCCCAGGGCCUAGGCCGGGCCACCAAGGACCCUUCAUAGAAUUGACACAUCAGCAGGACAUGAACCAAGCGCAAAGACAGAGAGAGCAGUACAUGAAGAUGCUGGAUAGCCGUAUGCCUGGUGCACAGCCAGGGCAGCCCCAAGCUUCCCCUCAACCCCCACAGAUGGACCCCCAGUCACCCAUGGGUGGCCCUAGGUCCAUGGAACCGUACAGUAACCUGAUCAGACAGAUGCAGGCUCAGUCCCAAGGCUCUCCCCAAGCCUCGGAGCUGCCCAUACCACCAUCAGGGGCUCAAAUGCUGGGCAGGAUGGCCAUGCCUCCUCCCCAGAGAAUGCCUCAGGGUAACACAGCUUACCCAGAUCCCAGCUCUUCCCAGGCCCAAUCCCAGGACACUGCACCUAUGAUGGCUGGUCAUGGACAGGGUCUACCUCCUUCACAGAGCCCUAAGCGCUCCCUCUCGGAGGAUGAUAAAGAUGACAAAGAUGAAAGCAUCAACGAUCUUCUCAAACCUGAUGGGACCUUUGACAUUCUGGCCCUGGCUGAUGGUGAACUUGAGAAUCUCUCUGGGGAUCUAGAUCUUGAUGAUUCUGUAGAUGAUCCCCACCCCGCAGAGGAUGAGGAGCCCACAGCGCCUACACCCGUCUCAGAGACAGCAGAGUCAGCACCCAGCACGGAUACUAAACCAGGGGAGUCCACAGAAACCAGCCACACUUCUAAAGAUUCCCCCACUGACAAACCAACACCUGUCAUUGACUUCCAGGCCAAAUUCCUGGAGUUUAGUUUAAAGAAGAAACUUGAAAGAGAAACGGAAGAAGGCAAAGACUAUACAGAAGAGGAUCGUAAAAGUGAGACUGAUCCAUCCAAGCAGGCUGAGAGAACGAAACAGCCAGAGGAAGGAACAGAACAAGGGAAAGAGGAAAGGAAAGUGAAAGUGGAAGGGGCAGGAGGUGAGAAUGUGAACAGAACAACAGGGCAGUAUGGUGCGGAGACAGCUCAGAAGCCUUCUGAUGCUCUUCCUGCUCUUCAUCAACAGCUGAAUGCUGGCAGGAUGGCCAAUCCUUCCCAGUCACCAAGAGAUAUAGCCAGCCGAAGUGGUCAGCCCUCUCCCAGAACCCCUGGGGUGCAAUCCCCAUAUACACAAGCUGCUUCCAUCAGCUCUCCUCACAGUCAGCCAGGCACACCUGUGGCACUCCAGCAUUCCCCUUUUGGAGCUGUACCUCAGUCUCCUUUCAGUCCCUCCAUUGGUGGACCAGCGACUGGUGGACUUGUUCAGUCCCCGUAUCACCAGAGUCCACCUACACCUGGGGCUCAGUCACCAUACAGUCAACCAGCCUCUCAGUCUCCUUACCACUCUCAGACGUCACAACCAGGCCAGCCUUCCCCUAGAAUGCCUGUGCCCAGCCCUACUGCCUCCAGCUCUGCUCCACCAUCACCUCUGCCCUCUCCUGGUAUACGCUUCUCUAAAGCCCCGACCACACCCACUAACCAGUAUGUACAGGGAACAUACACCCAGCCAGGUACCCACAUGCCCACCAGGGGCACACUUACCCCAACACCCAGUAGUAUUGUGUAUGGACAAUCGGCAGCCUCGCAGCAUAAUUUCAGAGGACAAUUCCCGAGAGGCACGUAUCCUGGACCACCACAGGCUCAAGGUUUGCCCCAGUCGAUGGACAUGCCCAGUUCUAGCACGGGCUAUCAAAUGCCUCCUGGUCCCCCGAGUUCAGUAGGCCCAUCUGGUCCUGUUGGUCCACUGCAGAUCCGCCCUAUCGGGCCAGAUGGUGCAGGCUUUCCUCCAAGAGCCCCUGGUCCCCCCGUAUCUAUGGGAGGUCACCCACAAGCCCCGGUAUCAAAGGAGGUGAUGCCUGGUCACAGAAUGAUGCCUCCCCCCAGUCCUAGAGCCCCUUACCCUGGAGUCAGACAACCAAUAAACCCGAUAGUGGCCCCAGGAGCAGGGCCUGCAAGCAGGCCUGGUCUACCCACACAUUUUCCAGUGCCAACUCCAGGCCAGGCUGUGCGGCAUCACAGCCCUUUGCCCACAGGAAUUGGGGCUAAUCCUCCUGGACCCCCAAGGAUGGCUUCACCAGGACAGCGUCGCCCACAGCUACUGGAAGAACAACCGUUACUGAUACAAGACCUUCUGGAAAAGGAAAAGGAGGAACUGAAGAGACAUGCUGCUCAGAAGGCGAUGCUCCAUAGACAGGAUGGAGGUGUGGAUCCUACCAUGGCACGACGUUCAGGUGUUCCUCCGCAGUAUCCAGGACCUGGCAGUUUCCCUCCAGGAACCCAGCAACCACCCAGACUUCAACAUCCUCCGACAUCUGAUCCCAAUUGGACCCAUGUCCCUGAGGGUGGCCUUCAGCAAAGUUAUCCACUAGGAGCCCCUCCUGGUUACACUGGCCGGCCACCAGCUCAGAUGGCCCAGCAGCUGAGCCCAAGAACGCCCUCACCGUUCCCUCCACCCAGUCCAGGCUUCUCUCCAGGGCAGUCUCCAACUCUACAGUCUCCAACCAUGCCACCACCACCUCCACCACCGCCCACUCAGGGAUCGGACUUGGCUGAUAUGCAGUAUGAAGACUGGCUGAACAAACAUGCCCAAUAUCUGGCCAUGCAGAUCAAGUGUUUGGAGCAGCAAAUUGCUAAGUUCAAGAAAACCAAGAAAGCUAUCAAUGCCAGGAAUAGACAGGCUAAGAAAAAUGGGCAGGAAAUGCCUAUAGCUGAUGCCCAGGAACUGGAGCGAGUGACUCAGGAGCAGUCCGUUCUCCAGAAACAGCUAGAUGGUUAUCGUAAGCAGCACAGGCAGCACCAGCACCACAUUGAGGAGUACAGGAAAAAACAGAAGGAAUUGUAUGGUCUCCAGUGGCCUCAAGGUGGUCCUCAGGGAAGUGGUCAGCCAAUGUUGCCAGGUGUACAGAAAGACCUGCCCGGCCAACAGCUUUCUCCCAUGGGUAUGUCCCCACUUCACUCCCCUGGAGGUACACCUGACAGGUCUGGGGUACCCCCAUCAAACCCUGCCCCCAAAAUGCCAGGGCAGCAUGGAGCAGUGAGGAUCAGCCCCUCCCAGAGACAGGAGUAUGAAGCCUAUGUUCAGAGACGUCUUCAGAUCAUGAAUCAACAGCCCAAACCAGCAGCCACCAGUGUAGUGCCAGGGAAGGCAACUUUCAGAAAGGAAGAAUGGUUUUCCCCGCAGGACAAUAAUCCAUUCAGUGAGGAUUAUCAGCAGAGAGAACAGCUUGAAAAGCUCCGACUCCAGCAAGAAAUGCAGCGUCAGCAGCUCCAGAAACAGAUAGACCAGCAGAGAGCCAUACAACAACAAGAAAUGAAGGAGGUUGCACCACACAUGCCAUUUUUUGGAGAGGGCCAUCUCCCUUUUGAGCAGCGACCUCGCUUUCCACCGAGUGGUGUUACCCCAGGUAUGGGACCUAGGUUUUCUGGGCCCCGAUUUUCAGGGGCUGGACCACAAAGAAUGCCAGGUUCAAGAUUCCCAUUUGACCCGGCUCAGAAGUUUCCCAAUAUGGCAGGUGGUGAUCCCCGCUUCCCAGAGCAUGCCCGGGGUCACUUUGCCUCAUUGGGAGAGCUGGGCAACCCCCCUGCUGAUCAGAUGGGCUCACAGUUCGGCCCUCGCCCACCUCUAACCUCUGGCUUUGAAAUCUCCCCACAUUUCCCGCCUUUACUACCCGGUGAGAUGGCUGCCGACGAGAGCCCCCCAUCUCAGCCACCCAAGAAAAAGAAAAAGCGGAAAAAGAAGAACCAGGCCCAGAAUGCUUCUGAACCAUGCCCUCCCUUACCUACUGCUAGCUCUGCCCUGUCUGGCGACUCUCUCACCCUGUCAACUGCCACCGGCACCACCCCCAGUGACCCUUCUCCCCAUCUAGGAGGGACAAGUUCUGCUCCAGCUCCAAGAGGUAUAGAGAGUAUACCAGUUCAGUCUGAGACAGAUCGGAGGAUUGUGGAGAUUCUGAGCAAUGUGGCUAAACAUAAAGAACAGUCUCAGAACAAGUCUGCUGAUGGGAAGACAGGAGGGAGUGGAGGUCACGCUCAGUCUGCCCAGACUCAGAGUACUGACCCCGCCCAGUCAGCCCUACACCCAACCACCUCUGCCACACCCCACAGCAGUGAUCAGUCAUUCCACAGCAACCAGCCUGUGUUAUCUACCUCACAGAUUAAGGUGGAGCAGGGUAUGGAGCAAGGACAGACCGUGUCUACUCACAUCAGCCAGCUGCUGUCUGGGGGACCUCAAGCUCAUCCUGGUGGUCAGCCAGACCCUAAUCAGAGGUAUGCGCUGCACCUUCCCCCAGCGGAACAAGUUCAUCCCCCUACAUCAGAGAUGAGUGUCACACCUGGCCUACAGCUUCCUGGUCCGGGAAUUCUAACCCAGACUUCAACCAGGCCACCUCAUCCAGGACUGAUGACAGGUAUGGCAGGACACAUGGCUGGUGGCCACCCCAGGCCUGCUCACCCUGGGGCCCCACAGAAUUGCCUGCCUCACCCUUACAUGACCAGUGGCCCUCCACCUCCUUACAGCAGUGUGGGUCUUCCUGUACCCUCUAGCAUGCAUGGUGGUGGCCCCCAGACCUCUGGCAGUGCAGGUGUGGUGCCCACAUGUAGUAUGAACACUACACCUAGCUCAGCAAUGUCUGCUCCACUCAUGUCCACCAGUUCUGAGGGAGUGGACCCUCGCCAGGUACGUUAUGAAAUCAAGUCAGACAUACCUGUGCCGACCUCAUUAGCACAGGCUAGGCAAGGUAUUGGACAUCUGCCUCAAGAUUUCAACAACCUACAAGGCCAUCCGGGAGCAUCUACCCCACAACAAGGUUCCUCACAAGUGCCGCUUGGACUGUCUCAGAUUGAUAGACCAAUGGAUAGACAGCAGAUUGUGGAACAGCUGAAGCUCGAGCUGAUCAAGUCCCCAGGUAAAAAGGCAGAGAUGUCUGAUGCAGAGCGGGCUAGGCAGAAUGUGUUACUUAAGCAGCUGCUUGCAACACAGCCUGGGAGACGUAGGCCUAGUGAGACAUUCUUGCAGGACCUGGAUGAGACAGUCCAGCUGACCCCAGAACAACAGCGUCAGCUGGAGAUGAUUGACCGGAUGCCACUGUGCACGGAAAAAGAGUUGCCCUGUGAGGAUGAACCAGAUGGAGUUAUUCCCCAGGAGGAUAAAGAAAAGCUGAUGGAAAUGAGAAAACUAGAAUUUGAACAAAGAAGGAGAGAGUUUGAGGACUUAAGAAAGACAAAGAAAACCUCUAAAGAUGGAGUAAAGCUGAAGCGGAAAAAGAAGAAAGACAAAGAUGGUGUGGGGAAGGAUGGACAGCCUAAGAAACGAAAGAAAAACAAGAACAACAUGAGUCCAGAGGACAUGGAAAUCUUUGCCACAAAGCUGAUGGAACAGCUAAAAGCUAUGCCUAGUGUGCCACUCCAGGAACCCAAUGUUGGCAUCAAUUUUGGGGUGUGCCCCAUAGUUGGCAGCGGGGUACUAGGAGAACAAGUGGAGACACGUGUGCGCGGCGUGUUUGGUAGAGCCUACAUAGAUGGUAUGGUGGACCAUUAUGGGGGAUUGGGCAACCUACAGACCUUGUCUCGGUGUCUACCCAUGGAAAUGUACAAAGUGAACCCAAUGGAUAUUGCAGCACGCAGGAAAUUUCUCAGUGAUGGGGAGCAGGAGAAAUCUACAGGUCCCGAGUCCGAGCAGCAGCGCUACUGCCUCCUCUAUCAUCCCAUAAUUCCACUGAAAAUAGGUGUCGGCCCUGGAGCCUUCUCUGGAGUCAGCAUGCCUCAGUCCAAAGCAUUGGCAGGAAGACCAAUGGUACCUGUGGACCCCCGCCCCACAGUGAAGAUUCCCAACCUCCCCUCAGGACCUCUGAUUGAACCCAGACUGGGAUCUAGAAAUGCAGACUCACCUGAUACAAUCAUUUCCUCCUCCUCACCUGAACUGACAUUUGAUGAGCGUCAACCUGACCUGCCAGGGCUGACCUACAUUGACCCUGACCGCUCUGACAGUCGCUCCUCCUCUCCAGCAUUUCCUUUGGUUCAUCCUGUGCCCAUCAAAGCUGAACCAGCUAGCUUUAAGGAGGACACAGAAUUCAAGAAAAAGCUGGACUUUGAUCCAAAGCGGGAGAUCAAGCAUGGCUUUGAGCUUGUGAGUAAGAUGAAGCCAUCUGUUGAGAGAGACCUGAAGACUAAGGAUAACCUGGCAUUUGCUAUGGGCUUGGAUGCAGAGGAGCUCUCAACCAAGAUCCCUGGAUUGGCUAUGGGUUUGAAGGACCCAAUGAUGGAGCAGCAGGUGUCUGUCACCCUCACCCUGUCUGCCUCAGCCACUGAGGAUAUCGUCGGUGUCCUCUCCUCCAUCGCUGACCUGCUGAAAAUCGCUGUACCUCCCUCCUAUGAGAUCAGUCGCAGCCCUUCCCCGGAGCUCUUCAAGCUUAACAUGAAACAUAAAGAAGAAGCAGUGCAUGUGCAGUCAUUGAUAAAGUCAAAGCCGAAAUUCUGUAGGCACUGUGAUGUGACAGUUAUAAACCCUGGGGUUAGGAAGAAGAAAUCAGAAAUGUUGUUCCUUACCAAAGAAGAACAGGACUCAGAAGAUGAAGAGAUCACGUUUUGUAGCAUGAACUGCUACAGGCAGUUUGCUAUAACCCACAAGACCCACCCACCUGCUGAGGUGAAGGAAGCCUGUGACCUUGUGGAACACAAGAGUGUCGUGGCUGAACCUACCAGCUCUCCGAAGACCAUUCAGCCUGUACCUGUGUCAGCUUCUACCCCAACACCAACACCUGCUCAAUCCCCAAAACUGAGCUCCCCUACAGCAGCUAGAGCUCCCCUGCCUGGGACAGUGUCUAGCCAAUUAACAGUGACCUCUAUCCCAGCUCUUGUGGCUUCAGUGCCACCAGCGAGCACCACUGCGUCCAGCUGUCUCACUGCUCUCACCAUAUCGACCUCCAAUACUUCCACACCGUCAGCCACACCGAAGUCUUCCCCCUCCCUUGGCUCCCCAGCCUUGUUUCCUAGUCCUAAGAGGAAUGAGGAUCGAGCCAAACAUCGCCGCCGCAGUAACAGCACUAAUCUGGAGACACAGCCACAAAAGCCACUGGUGAAGAAGUGGAAGGAUGUGAGAUGGAAGAAAGUAGAGCUGAACAUACUUGUUCAACCUGUGAAGAGGAGCUCAGCCCCCACAGACAAGAACAUACGGAUGCUAAUGACCAACAUGAAGAUCAUCCUGACUGCUGAGCCACUGACUGAAGACACAAGAAAGUGUACGUUCUGUCACCAGACAGGGGACGGGUCCUCUGAUGGACCAGGAAGGUUGCUGAAUAUGGACAUAGAUAGAUGGUGUCAUCUUAACUGUGCCCUCUGGUCUUAUGAUGUCUAUGAAACCUUGAAUGGAGCCUUGAUCAAUGUGGACCAGGCAUUGAAGCGCAGUCUGGGCGUCAAUUGUUCUUCCUGCCAUAAAGUGGGAGCCACUUUGGGGUGUUUCAAGGUCCGCUGUGCUAACAUCUACCAUGUGGCCUGUGCUAUCAAUGAAGGCUGUAUGUUUUUCCAGGAUAAGACCAUUCUCUGCUCCAUGCAUGCCCCUAAAGGCCACCCAGAUACAGAGCUAGACUCGCUGAUUGUGUACCGGCGGGUGUAUGUCAACAGAGACGAGGACAAGCAGGUGGCAAGCAUGGUUCACCAGGAAGAGAACAGAUUCUGUUUGCGUAUUGGCUCUUUGAUUCUUCACAACAUAGGCCAGUUAUUGCCUCAUCAGAUACAGACUGGGCGUUUCCACACACGAGAAUACAUCUAUCCUGUUGGUUUCAAGGUGACUCGGUUUUACUGGAGCAUGAAGCGUGUUCACAAGCGAUGUAGGUACAUGUGCAGCAUACGGGAUAAUGAAGGCUACCCGGAGUUCGUCAUCCAGGUGUCUGAGAAAGGCUACGAAGAUGUUGUCAUCAAAGAGCCUUCUGCUAAAAGUGCUUGGUUGCGAGUUUUGGAACCAGUGGAAAAACUGAGAAAACAGCUGGACUUGGUCAAAAUGUUUCCCUCUUUUCUCACUGGGGAGGAGUUAUUUGGACUGGCUGAACCAGCCAUCCUCCGAGUGGUAGAAUCGUUACCAGGGACAGACUUGCUGCAGAAUUACAUAUUCAAGUUUGGAAGGUCACCAUUGAUUGAAAUGCCCCUGGCAAUCAACCCUACAGGAUGUGCCCGAACAGAGCCCAAGCUGCGCACACAUUUUAAAAGGCCUCACACUCUUCAGUCGAGCACAUCACGAUCUUUACCCGCAACAGUGACAGGUGUGACUGGGGACAUCAACUCCCCUUACAUGAAGGCAGUUUGUGCACUCCAAGUCACAGCAGUACCCGCCGACUUAAGUCAGAGUGGAAGAACAAUGUCUACCUGGGCAGAUCCAGAAUUCAGGGACUAGGUUUGUUUUCUGCAAGGGAUUUGGAGAAGCACACCAUGGUGAUUGAGUACAUUGGAGAUUUGAUUCGUGAUGAAGUUGCCAACAGACGAGAGGAGAUCUACGAGUCACAGAACCGAGGUGUGUACAUGUUC
Molecule: messenger RNA, 16247 nt
Organism: Liolophura sinensis
Lineage: Eukaryota; Metazoa; Mollusca; Polyplacophora; Chitonida; Chitonidae
Product: histone-lysine N-methyltransferase 2C-like
Exons: 74
Coding region: 535-16116 (5193 amino acids)
Biological process (GO): positive regulation of transcription by RNA polymerase II
Cellular component (GO): MLL3/4 complex; nucleus
Molecular function (GO): transcription coactivator activity; histone H3K4 methyltransferase activity
Source: RefSeq, a predicted model, not a curated record